CUUUUAUUUUCAUUCGUCCAACACACCGUGACAGCAUCAAAUUCUUCUACACAUAAUGUCACAUUCCGGAUCCAAACUCGAAGUCGAGGACGAGGAGAACAGGCAGCAAAGGAUCGGUAACCUCCUUGAGCAAUUGAAUAGCUCUUCAUCCUCUAGGAAUACUUCCAAUGCUGCCCCACCUGCUUUCGACUUUGGUGAACGGAAAACGUAUGCAGUAGAUCCACCCAGCGAAUUACUCGCACGCAUCCAGGACUUCCUCCCCCGCCUCAAAGAAGAAAACGAAUCGCUUGCACAGCGCAUCCGGGACAACCCAUCGAGCGUAGAUAUAGAGAACAUCGAAGAGGACGCAGAGCGGUACAUCGAAAUGAACCUCGGUCUGGGCGUGUUAGAGACGCGGCACAAGGACUCAGACUCUCAUUCAGACGACGAAGAAUCCGAGAGCGAGGAUUCUUCUUCUUCGUCGUCGUCGUCCUCACCCGGCUCCUCCUCAGAAUUCCACUCAGACUCAGGCUCAGACUCGGACUCGGACUCAGACGGCAGUUCAGACUCAGACUCCUCAUCAAUUGGCAUAACAGCUAUAUCCUCUCGUCCUAUCAAACCCCUCCCCCGGCGUACCGCACAAUCUGAUAUCGAUAUCCUUCCAGAUCCACCUUCCGCCGGCUCACAGACAUCUUGCUGAAUACGGCAAUAUUCAUUGUCGAUCCGACUUCCUUCGGCAUCAACGAUCCUCGGGACCAACUUCGGCGACUCAUGAAAGCCCGUUUCGACCUUUGACGAGCCUAUCUUAGCAUCUUUCACGUCGGGAACUCAAAGAGGUUCGCCGAAUACCUUGUAAAAACAUACCCAAUACAAGAAGAUCGAGAAGAG
Molecule: messenger RNA, 867 nt
Organism: Suillus clintonianus
Lineage: Eukaryota; Fungi; Basidiomycota; Agaricomycetes; Boletales; Suillaceae
Exons: 4
Coding region: 56-679 (207 amino acids)
Biological process (GO): box C/D snoRNP assembly
Source: RefSeq, a predicted model, not a curated record